Paramecium sonneborni is the source of this 438-nucleotide messenger RNA. The record is from the annotation of a GenBank genome assembly. Lineage: Eukaryota; Ciliophora; Oligohymenophorea; Peniculida; Parameciidae.
AUGAUAUUUAGAUAGAAUUAUUUAAAAAUUAACAAUUAACUUUUUGUCCUAUUGUUUUUGUUAUAAACUGAAUAGAGGUUGAACCAUUAGAUAUUCUACCAAGAAAAGAAUUUAAAACUGAUUAAGGUAUUAUAUUAAAAAAAUACCUCCAAAUAAUAACCCUAAUCAAGAUUCUAUUUUAAAUUAUCAAGUUGCUUUACAAUCUAGUAAGUAGAUGAAUAUAAUUUGAAAAAAUUAUUACAAUAAAGUAUAAAAAAGCUGGAAAUAAAUUCCGAGUAUCUGAAUCAAGGAAUUAUUUAUAACAAAUAUCCUUUCUGUUUUUUUCUCAUAAUCAUAUCUUAAAAAAUCAAAAUUAUUUAUAAAAUAGGUUGUUUUAGAAUUUAAAAAAUGGUUUUUCUAAUCGUCUGGGUAUUAUUCGUGCCAUAUUAUAUUUUAUGA